Messenger RNA from Knipowitschia caucasica, 1092 nucleotides. NCBI's taxonomy places the organism in Eukaryota, Metazoa, Chordata, Actinopteri, Gobiiformes, Gobiidae. The record is from the annotation of a GenBank genome assembly.
AUGAGCCAUGUGUGUUCCUGCAAACAGGGAGAGAGCAGACUGGGAUUUAGGAAAAAAGACUAUCUUACUACAUUAGUCUGCAACAUGAGUGAAGCUGUUCCCACAGACAAAGUUCUGAAAAGAGUUGGUGAUGAACAUGAUGACACUCCUGCAAAAAGGCUCAAGACUGAUGACUCCAUCGGAGACGAGAGGAAAUAUCCUAAAAAAAAAGUUGUCUUACUCAUUGCUUACUCUGGGAAAGGAUAUUAUGGCAUGCAGAGAAAUCCAGGAAACUCACAGUUCAAAACGAUUGAGGAUGAUCUGGUCACAGCUCUCGUUAAGUCUGGAUGUAUCCCUCAAGAGCACUGUGAUGACAUGAAGAAAAUGUCCUUUCAGAGAUGUGCCCGCACAGACAAGGGUGUAUCUGCUGCUGGCCAGGUUGUUUCCUUGAAGGUACGCUUAGUUGAUGAUGUAAUUGAAAAGAUUAAUGAGCAUUUGCCACCACAAAUAAGAAUUCUGGGUCUAAAACGAGUGACUCAGGGUUUUAACUCUAAGAACAAUUGCACACAUAAUUUUCACAACUUCACUUCACAAAAGGCAUCCAGCGAUCCGAGUGCACGCCGCUACAUCACACAGAUGUCCUGCGGAAAGCCCUUUAUGUCCAAGGAUAAUGAAUUUGCAGAGAUCACUGUCAGGGGACAGAGCUUCAUGAUGCACCAGAUUCGUAAGAUGAUUGGCCUGGUGAUCGCUGUUGUCAAAGGUUAUGCUACAGAUGAUGUCAUUGAAAGAAGCUGGGGGAAAGAGAAGGUGGAUGUACCUAAAGCUCCUGGGCUUGGACUUGUCUUGGAGCGGGUCCACUUCGACAGAUACAACAAAAAGUUUGGAAGUGACGGGCUGCAUGAGGGUCUAGAGUGGGACAAAGAGGAAGAGGCUAUCCAGACCUUUAAGAAGGCUCACAUCUACCCCACUAUAGUAGAAACAGAAUGUCAGGAAGGCUCAAUGAUCAGCUGGAUGGCCACUCUUCCCAUACACGACUUUGAAGCCACAGCUACAGGCUCACAAGAAAACAAGGACCAAAAAGAGGUCAAUGAAGAACAAAUGAACUCUGAUUAG